Molecule: messenger RNA, 1558 nt
Organism: Calidris pugnax (ruff)
Lineage: Eukaryota; Metazoa; Chordata; Aves; Charadriiformes; Scolopacidae
Gene: INHA
Product: inhibin alpha
Exons: 2
Coding region: 1-1101 (366 amino acids)
Biological process (GO): SMAD protein signal transduction
Cellular component (GO): extracellular region
Molecular function (GO): cytokine activity; growth factor activity
Source: RefSeq, a predicted model, not a curated record
AUGCCACCCUGUCCCGGGGGGAGCGCAGCGGGCAGACGGGCCGGGCAGGCAGGCAGGAGCCCGCAGCAGAGCCCCCCGAGCCACCAGCCCGCUGCACACCCCAUGGUCAUGCUGCUCCUCCUGCACCUGCUGCCUGCCAUGCUGCCCACUGCCGUCCUGGCAGGCUGCACCGGGGCUGGUGCCGACCGGCAGCUCAUCCUGGCCAAGGUACGGGCUCGGGUGCUGGAACAUCUGAGCCCACCGCUUCUCCAGGAGGAACCCCAGAAGGAGGCGAGGAGGGUACACCGGAGAGACGUCCUUGAAAACGCCAAAGUGGAGCCCAUGGAGCUGGAGGACACCUCCCAGGUGAUCCUCUUCCCUUCCACAGACGUUCCCUGCGAGCCCAUGCAGCCGGACAAGCUGCUGGAGGAAGAAGGGAUCUUCACCUACCUCUUCCAGCCCUCGGCGCACACCCUGAGCCGCGCGGUCACCUCUGCCCAGCUCUGGUUUUACACCGGCCCUUCGGCUGCCCCCAACCACUCGACCCCUGAUGUGCUGACCCUGUCACCGCAGGGCCGCAUGCCGGUGACGGCCACGGUGGUGCGGACGCCCGAGCACUGGACAGUGUUUCACUUCGCCCCCGAGCUGCUGCCCCAGCUCUCGCAGCCGCUCUUCGUCCUCCUGGUGCGCUGCCCCGGCUGCCCUUGCCUGGCCGAGGGGGACAAGAUGCCCUUCUUGGUGGCCACCACCCGGGCGAAGGGCAGCGAGAGGGCUCGCCGCUCCGCCGUGCCCUGGUCCCCGGCCGCCCUGAGCCUGCUGCAGCGCCCAUCCGAGGACCUGGCUGCCCACACCAACUGCCGCCGGGCUUCCCUCAACAUCUCCUUCGAGGAGCUGGGCUGGGACAACUGGAUCGUGCAUCCCAGCAGCUUCGUUUUCCACUACUGCCACGGGAGCUGCGCCGAGGGCCACGGGCUGAGCCACCGCCUGGGCGUGCAGCUCUGCUGCGCCGCCCUGCCCGGCACCAUGCGCUCCCUGCGUGUCCGCACCACCUCCGACGGCGGGUACUCCUUCAAGUACGAGACGGUGCCCAACAUCCUGGCCCAGGACUGCACCUGCGUCUAAGGGCAUCCCGCAGCCCGCCCCCCGGACAGUGAUCCCAACCAGGAGUUGCUCCCCCAGGGGACACCCCCCCCUGCCCUGCGCCGCAGGGACCAGAGGGACCCAACAGCGGGGUUUGGGCUGUGUCACCCUCCCCUGCUCAAGCUGACGUUUGGGGUUGGUACAUCACACUGCCAGACCUGCCCCACGGCUGUCCCCAGCCUGGAGGAAGCUGAGGUAUGGCAGGUCUGGGACAGGCACAGCCUCGGGCAGAGGCAUCGACCCCCUGCUGAAGCCAGCCCGCUGUCUGCAACCAGCUCAGCCCCCCCGUUUCUUCCCACUUGCUCCCCCCACAAAUUUCUGCUCCCCCCUCAAAUUUCCGCCCUCCCCCCCAAAAAAGGACUGGGUCCCACUCCAGCUGCAGAGUGUAACAGCCUCCCCGUGCCCCACCGGGGAUUGGGAUGUCCCAGUGUGAGCCCUG